AUGGAUAACUGUGUUGAUGUGAGCCGUGACCAGCCUUUCAAAGCAAUUCAUGACUACAGAUGCCUGUAUAAGAUGCACUGGAACCCGGAGCAUGCCCAGUCCCUCAGUCAGUCCCUCAGCCAGUCCCUCAGCCAGUGGCCUGAGCAGCACCUGGAUGUGUCUUCCACCACCUCCUCACCGGCCUACAAGUCUGAGCUUUACGCCGCUGGCCACGCCCACAGCCGAGGUGGCUACGCCUGGGCCAAUGAUGACAUCUCAGCCCUCACCGCCUCCAACCUGCUGAAGAGCUAUGCAGAGAAGUACUGUGAUGUUCUAGACUCGCCAUACGACCGUCCACCGGGGCCCGCUGUAGGGGCCUACCCAGAGCCAGGGGCUUUCGGGGGCCUUAUUGGCCUCAAGACUGAGCUGGAACCCUGGCCCCUGAGCCACAGUGCAGAGGGGCCCUACCCCGGGUCCCUGGAUGGUCUGUCGGGCCCGAAGGACGAGGCCACAUCAGCAGGGCCCCCAGGGGCCAGCAAUAUGUCGGGGGUCAAAAGUAACCUCUCAGAGUCUUGUUAUAGUGGUAGCAGCUCCUCCUCUGGCUCUCACUCAGGUGACUACAACCGCCCCAGCUACAACGGUACCUACGUCUCGCCUGGCUACUGCCCCCAGCCCCCUUCAGCACACCCCCCUGCCUCCCUCCAACACCCCCUCCAGCCCACACCCACCCUGUUGCCCAGCUACUCCCUCUCCACCUCGGUCUACAACUACCCUCCGAGCAGCUACCCCCACCAGCCCAGCCUGGGCCCCACCUACAGCCACCCCUCUGCAGGGUACUUACUCCCGGGGCUGGCCGCCCCCACUCCCCUCCCGUCUCGGCCCACUGUGGUCGGGGGUAGCUACGGCUACCAGGAAUCCGGAGGUGGGCUGAAGAGGAAGGCGUUUGAAAUGUCAUUAGACGAGGAGGAGGAUGGCUCUAGAUACAGUAAGUAUACAGGCUACGACCCAGUGAAGCCUGGAGGAGGGGACUCUCUCUCUCCCUACAGAGUGGGAGAUAAAGAAAACAGUGGCUUCACCACGGGCAGCACAGAUCCCCAGGCCUUCAAGCCCAGUAAGCCCUCUUCCCAGCCCCUCGUGUCUCCUCCGUACAGGGUGGCUUUAGCAGGGGACUACAGCCCACCAGCAGGGAUGACUGGGGAGAACGUAGGAGGAGGAGGAGGGUCAGAGAACCAGGGCUUCACCCAGCAGCAGCACCACUCCUCCCUGGUCCACAACAAUAAACUCCGCUCCCUGCAUGGCCAGGGCCAGCCUGGGUCUGGACCAGGGGAGUCGGGCAGCCCAAACCCCAGGCUUCUAGAUCUAGUCAACGGGGAGUUGCUGGACUGCAGCCCGGCCUUGCUAUGGGGGGAGCUGGCUGGGCUGACCCACGUCAAGGCUGCCCUGGAGGAGGAGCUGUUGUGGCCCUGUCUUCGGCCCAGCCCCGCUGUCCGCCCCCCAGCCACCAUUCUGUUAUUCGGACCCAGAGGAGGCGGGAAGACCACCCUAGCUCGCUCCAUGGCCUCCCAGCUUGGGGCCUCCUUCUAUAGGCUCAGUGGGGCCAUGUUAGCCUCUAAAGGCAAGGCUGAGGCUGAGGGGAUCCUGGGGGCCACACUGCAGGUGGCGGGGUUGAGGCAGCACUCCGUGGUGCUGCUCAGUGAGGUGGAGGCUAUGGAGAAGGAUGAGGGGUUGAGGCAGGUGUUGCUAUCUGCCCUGGAGAAGGCCCAGAUGGAGUUAGGGUUGGCGGGAGGAGCCCCUGGGCUGGUGAUCAUGGUGUGUGCCACCGGUAGGCCAGAUCUGCUCCAGGAUGCUGUGCAUCGGAGCUUCGCCAAGCGCUACCACGUGGGCCUGCCUGAUGCUUUUUACAGAAAGCCGAGUUGAGCGCAACGUGCAUCUCGAGUUAGUUAGGAUUCCAUCCAAAGAUCUGGGUUAUUCGUGAUCCAAGACAUAAAUCAGCAAUGUGUUGUCAAGGUGACAUGGUCCAAGGAAAUGGAUAAUCAGGGUCCUGUUCAUGAGGCACCAAACAAAAUAAAACAUACAGAAACAGGGAAGGAACAAGCUGGAUUUGUCCAUUAAGAAAUAUGUAUUUUCGAUUUCCAUUGCAAAACAGACUGAAUAGGGCCAGGACUUCCU
This is a messenger RNA of Oncorhynchus masou masou (cherry salmon), 2148 nucleotides long. RefSeq names its product fidgetin-like protein 2. Gene Ontology annotation, molecular function: microtubule severing ATPase activity; ATP hydrolysis activity; ATP binding. The record is from RefSeq and is a predicted model, not a curated record. NCBI's taxonomy places the organism in Eukaryota, Metazoa, Chordata, Actinopteri, Salmoniformes, Salmonidae. Bases 1 to 1896 code for a protein of 631 amino acids. The transcript has 2 exons.